GAGACAUCCUGAGCAGGGCACAGAGAGAAAAGACAGCAGGCAGACGACUCGGAUGUGGUUCCCAUUUAUCUUUUAAGUACCUGGGAUUUUCAGCUUCUGUGUGUUUUCUCUCAUUCACACUUCUAAUGGGAGAUUCCUGCUGCUGCUGGAUCACAUCACAUAUGAGGGAAGCACCAGGGUCAGGAGGGAAAGAGGAGUGAAAGAGAGACAGAGGGAGAGAGAGUCAGAGGGAGUUUUGCUGCUGAAGUGAGAGCAGAGUUAGUAAGAAGCAGAAAAUGGGACCGGUCGCCACCUCGCUCGCUCUCCUGUGUUUAUAUUCUCUGGGAGUGUGUGUUCCUUCAGGGACAGCCAACGCUUCGCCGACACAGGCAUCCCCGCCAGAGGUGAAAAAGACGAGAGGGGACGUUCCUGAUAUUCUUCCAGAGCCUGAGCCAGAGCCAACCAGCCCAGUGUCAGACUAUGAGAACUCAUACAACUAUGUCUUGUCCAGAUUAGCAGGUAUGGACCAGGCCAUACACAAGCUGAAUGUUGGUCACUACACACUGGAUGUUAAAGUCAGCCAGUUGAUGGACCGUCUGAUCAGGAUGGAUGCUAAAGUUGGGGAGCUGGAGGACAAUAUUCGGGAGGUCUACCAGCACAGCAAGGACAACCGCAAGGAGAUAGGAAGACUUGAAGCUUGCCAGAAGGGACACCGGAUGGGAUACAAAUGUUAUCUUGUGUACAAUAGCCAUGAGGACUACGCUGGAGCAUCCAGGAAGUGCAUGGAACGUGGUGGCCGCAUGGCAAUGCCCCGCGACCGCAGGGAGCAGGAGGCCCUCGCCGACUACGUCAAGUCGUUCUUCCACCCGGGGAACUGGCCCGUCUGGCUGGGCAUCAACGACCUGCGAUCCGAGGGCAUGUACCUCUUCGACGACGGGACGCGGGUCUCAUACUUUCAGUGGCGCAAACACUUCCUGUCCAGCCAGCCGGACGGAGGUAAACGGGAGAACUGCGUGGCGAUGUCGUCAGACGAUGGCGACUGGUGGGACCACUACUGCGAUCGGACCAUGAACUAUCUGUGCGAGUUUGAUGACAGGGUGGCACUUUAAAAGGAACUCUUUUCUAGAUUUACUCUCUCACAACAUUGACAUCCAGAUCAUUAGAAAUAAAAGUCCAUUAUAUUUUCAAAUAACUUAUUGCCCCUUUAAAUGACACUUCAACGUAACCGGACUGGUUGUAUUCAAACGGUGAGGAAGUCUUAAAUUCUCCAUAUAAAACCUGAUGUGAUAAAUAUCAAGUAUAAUUUCAUUUCUGUAUGUAGCAUUGUUUAAACAGUAUCAGUAUAUUUUAGUUUUUCAAGGUGGAACAUACGUCCCCAAUGCGCACAAACUCACGUAUUGCUAUUCAGGUUACUGAAUACAACUACAUCAACUUAUGUUAGUACCAUAAAUAUUAUGUUAUUCAUGCAGCUGCAGUGAUACGAAUGUAAACCAGUCAGGGCUCUGCUGUGAUUUCACGCCUGGAAUUCUAAAUAUUUGUCCAAAGUUUCCAAAAAAGGGAAAACAUGCAAAGCUGGAGGCCCUUUCUUCAGAAUCAGCACAUACUGAACCUCUUGAAGAUAUAAAUCAACAUGUGUUUGGGCUUCACAGGAAUUAGGCAAUGUUUCUCCGUUACUCCUGAGCUCUGAAGAUAUUUUAACAAAGUCUGGUACUGGCUGGGAUUGCCCUGCUAAGCUGCUGAUUCUUCAACAUCGCCGACCAAAACAUUUUAGAGCUGUAGACGCAGUCCUGAAUCUCCUUUCACACACCUAAAUGACACAUGAUUACUGUAUGUAAAUGUAUUCUGUCCUACAGUAUGUAAAACAUGAAAGUUGUACAUAAAAGGCUGAAUGUAAAUGUUUUUCAUAAAUCUUGAUGGGAUUUUCAGCAUCAUUUUCUGAUCAGUCAAAGAAAAAUUUGCCUCUGACUGGUUAUUGUUUGAAACCUUUCAAUACAAUGCUGAUACCAAACUUAUUUCUGACACCUUACUUUGACUAAUAUGGACAUAUUUUUCUACAGAAAAUUUUCUGAUUAAACAAAAGACACCAAAGUCCUAAAAUGUCUGAAUAUGAUGAAACAGCAGACAACCCAGAAGGCUAAUUUUUAUUUUUCUAAGAUGGCGAAGGCAUGACCUGCCCUACUUCGCAGGUUGGGUUGGUUAACACACAAGGAGUGAAAUUAGUUAGGGUAAUGAAACAGACUGUCAAGGGAGGCCAAUCAAGGGCAGAUUAAGGCAAAGUAGGGCGGGUCAUGCCUUUACUGUCCUAGGAAAAAAAACAUUUGCAGCCAGAAAGAGACAUAGGUUAAAAAAAAAAAAAAAAAGAAAAAAAAAAGAAGAAAAAAAAAGUACAAAACUUUUUCCAGGUUGAAAACAUCAACAACAAAAAAAAGGUCAAUGUACUUCCAGGUCAUUUUGGCACCAUGGAAACAACCAAAACAACGGAGCACAAACACCCUGGGAGAGGUUUACAGAAUUCUAUUUUGAGAUUAGCCUCAAUCAAGACUUAAAUCAGUGCUAUGCAAGUAGGCACGAUUUUUACACAAGUGAGAGACAUCUGAAGAGAAUAGUUGGUGCAAGGGGACACUCGUCACAAAGUAUACUCUGACCUGGCAGCGAUGAAACCAUGCCCAAUUCUGCAUGACAAAACCCUCAGCGUGCUUACACUGGUCCACUGACAUGUACAGUCGCUUAGAAAAUAGCAUUAUGGGGCACUGAAUUUAAAUUUAAUGUUUAUCAGAGCACAAAUGAGACAAGAAUUAGCUAGAGAGCAGGCAGCAGCUUCGCAGAUGGAUUUUCAGUCAGUGACUGUGGCAGCUUGUAUUCAGCCAUCACAAACCCCAGCGGCAGGUGUGUGCUCCUGGACCAGAUCUAAUUCCCACUGCAUCCACAAACUUUGUGCUGCUGCCGUUACACAGGCUCGACCCAGUGCUGCUGCUGCUGGCCACUGGCCUGUGGGUAUAGCAACUCAAAUUCAGCCAGCACAAAUCCCAACACCAGGGGUCACAGUCGGCUAGUGGCCAUCAUCAGUGCUGAAUUUACCCGGUGUAAUGGCAGCAACAGAAACUUUGCUUAUCGAUGAUGCCCAGGAUCAGACUGACAUUUGUGCUGACUGAUAUCAAGAUAUCAAGUUGCUGCUGACUGAAGGUCCAUCUCCAGAGCAGCCGCCCACUCCAAGGUAGUCUCCUUGUGGCGGGGAGUGAGGCGGAGGGACCGCUGGGUGCACUUUCACAAAAGAU
Messenger RNA from Epinephelus fuscoguttatus (brown-marbled grouper), 3254 nucleotides. It is a transcript of the gene clec11a, whose product is annotated as C-type lectin domain containing 11A. NCBI's taxonomy places the organism in Eukaryota, Metazoa, Chordata, Actinopteri, Perciformes, Serranidae. The coding region runs from base 276 to 1088 and encodes 270 amino acids. The record is from RefSeq and is a predicted model, not a curated record. The transcript is spliced from 5 exons.